AUGGCAUACGCCAAUGCGCACCGUCUGCCGCUGCCGUCAGACGUGCCUUCUGGCGCAUCUACCUCGCGCAGCAGCACAACGCUCGAUGUGGACGCCGCCAGGCUCACGCCCGCGUUCGAGGCGUAUAAGCUCGCCGCUGAUGCUGGGCCGACCUCUCCCUCGUCACGGGCGUACGCGCUUCCGAGCCGUCCUCCACAGCUGACCGAGCUGUACCAGCCGCCAGUGGGGGAAGACCGGCGCGAAGGCAGUCUUACCUUCACAGGGCUCGGGUACAAGGAGACCAAGGAACGCGCCGUGCACCAGCUUCUCAUCCCGACCGCGGGGCAGCGCGAGCAGGACGACCCAAUAGCGGGAUACAUCGACGCGAAUCGGUUCGUGGUACUGCUCACGUACGAUUCGGAAAUCGACAAGGUUACAGGUCAUCCAGUGUGUCGACUCGAACAAUCGCAGGGAUUGCCGUCUCUGGCGUCGAUCGCGCCGACCACCUGGUUGGCUUGCGAUGGCGAGAACCUCGUGCUGAUCAGGCUGCAAAAGGUCACGCUCAGAGACAGGGGCGCGGUCAGAUGGAGUAGCGCGAGUACGGAGUCGUGGAAGAUCCCACCGAUCGAGGAACAGGCAGGGACGACGAUCAAGGCGCACACGCACGUCGGCGGCGCAAUCCGCGUGCUCCUGCAGACCACAAAGACCGUCAGCAAGGCGGGAAAGACCGGAGCAAACGAUGGGCUGCAGGGCCUGGGCUUCGCUCGCAGCGACGAAAAGCCCAAGACGGAUACGCGCGACCAAGGGUCCAAGCACGCCCGCACCGUGUUCGAGGUUCGGCUCGUCGAGAUCAACGACAGCCUCGAGCGGUCGGAUGAAACGAGCGGGAUCGAGAGAACGGCAAAAGUGCUUGAAAGCGUACAGGGUGACGAACCGCUGCUCAGCGCGCAGCUGGAUGUGGACGAGUGGAUUCUCGGUGCAGAAGCACCCUUUGCUGCUGUCGCUGCCUCGGGAUCGCAGCCAGCCGUCGUGUCCAAACCCACGUUCCAGCCGCAGACAUCUACAACGCCGGUCCCAGCGGCGGCAUCUCAAGGUCGGCGACCCGGUCCGCACUUUAGCUGGGCACAGACUGGCGACACCGUGACGAUCGCAUUUGCGCUACCGGCGUGGAUGACGUCCUCGCAAAUCCGCGGCCACUUUUCGCCAAGCGCGCUCAGUCUCUCGUUCACCCAGGAAGCGCUUACGCUCCUCACAGCCUCAUCUUCGGCGCAGAUCACCGAGAUCGGCGGCAGUGCCGCAGCUGAGGAAGCGGAGGUGGACGACCUGACGCGCGCGGCGCGCAUGAUCGCUUCGGGCCGGUACGUGUCACGCUCGACGUGGGGCGAGAUCGACGCGACCGGCAGCGUGUGGACGCUCGAACGGGCCGCCGGAGCGAGCCUGCUGACGCUGCAUCUCGAGAAGAAGCACGAGGGCACGCGCUGGAUGCAGGUGUUUGCGGACCGCACACGCGCCCCCGCCCGCAAUCAUGGACGACUCGCACAGACCCAGCUCAGCUUCCAGCAAGCUAGGACGCAGCUCGAACGCACCGCGGCGGGACUGAAUGUCGACGAGCAAGGCGAGGAUGAAGAGGGAGAGGAUGCAGAGGAUAACGAGGACGAUGUGCCCGAGACCAUGGAUCCGUCCGAACUGGUCACCAUGCUCGAGGGUAUGCAGAAGUACACGGUCGACGAAGACACGCCUGGGCUUGGGCAGGACCGUUCGGGGCUCGCGCUGGACCAGCCGAGCCUGCUCAAAGACAGUCUGGAGGAGGAAGACGCCAAUGUCGGAGUCGACUUUGUCGUCACCUCCGUCACACUGUCCUCUUCGGGCUUGACGGUUCGGCAUUCGAACCUGGGUGAGAUGAAGCUGCUCGCUACGCGUCUCGAGUCGGACCGAGAGGACGAUGGUCUUGUUGCGGUCAAGCACGAGCUGGAUGGGGCGAUCUUUGCGAGGCAAGCAAUUAAGGCUUGGAAGCACGUGGCGACCAUGCCGGCUCUGGCGUUUGUGCUUGCGUCGAAGCGCGAUGCGCAGCGUGUGCACAUUCAUGCGCGCCGUACGAGCGGCUCGGUAGGGUCGGACGAGUACGUGGCGCUGGCGUUCGAGAGCGCACCACGAGUCACCGGAUCGGGCGCUGGCUCCGGCAGCACAGUGGGGUCGGGUGCGGGCAAUCUGUUCGUGUACUACACGCCGGCGUCGGCUGGCGAUAAGCAUGCUGCUUCGCGAGUCGUGCGUCUGGGAGCGAUCGUCGACCAGAGCUCCUCCGAGGCAGAGGCCGCAGAUGAAGGUCAUGACACCGCCAGUGGGGCUCUACUCGGCGUGUGCAGCGUCCGGCUUCCUGCACCUGCUCCCCAAGAGGAAGACGGUGUCGAGCAAGACACGCUCCUCUGCCUGUGCGAGAACCGCCUGCUCCUCCUACGAGGCGUGCUCUAG
Molecule: messenger RNA, 2448 nt
Organism: Moesziomyces antarcticus
Lineage: Eukaryota; Fungi; Basidiomycota; Ustilaginomycetes; Ustilaginales; Ustilaginaceae
Product: tumor antigen cml66-l
Exons: 1
Coding region: 1-2448 (815 amino acids)
Source: RefSeq, a predicted model, not a curated record